Messenger RNA from Verruconis gallopava, 1776 nucleotides. RefSeq lists its product as uncharacterized. Gene Ontology annotation, biological process: GPI anchor biosynthetic process. The record is from RefSeq and is a predicted model, not a curated record. NCBI's taxonomy places the organism in Eukaryota, Fungi, Ascomycota, Dothideomycetes, Venturiales, Sympoventuriaceae. The transcript is spliced from 2 exons. Gene Ontology annotation, molecular function: mannosyltransferase activity. The coding region runs from base 62 to 751 and encodes 229 amino acids. Gene Ontology annotation, cellular component: mannosyltransferase complex; endoplasmic reticulum membrane.
CCUGCCGAUUCCGAUCUACAAGAGAUAACAAUGGCUAUACAGUGCUGAAACGACAUAGAUCAUGCGCAAACACCCCAUAAUUUGCCUCAUAUUUCAAUUCAUUAUUGGCGUUCCGGCCAAUACGGAGAAGACUGUUUUCAAAUUCCCCCAAGCUGUUCCUCCACCAACGCAGCUGCCCACACCUCUGUGCCUUCCUGUGCUUACUCCAAGGUUGUCUGCUAUAUACCGACGAUUGACUGUGUCUCCUCCUGCACAUGUUGAGUCUUUGCAAGAUAGGAUUAGGGAGGACUGGUAUCUGCUCCACGAACUUCAGAUUGGCCAUCGUUACGAGGUCCGUGUGUGCUCAGUAGCCACUCAGCCGACCAAAUUUUGGCUUGAUAUCUUCAGCUUUUCCGAGGUUGCAGGCUCUUCAGAACUUAUCUCUUCUCUGACCAAAUAUUCCGAGCGCUCACAGAAAGAAAUAUGCUCUAACAUAUUCAGCGCUAUUGAGAACGAGCCAGUAUUGUUCCUUCGCCUGCGCAGCACCUCCGACUUCGUUGCAGCCGAACGUACACUGAUGCAGCAUCCGCUCGACGUAGGUGCGGACAUUAUCCUCGACUCUUACCUGCUAGAUAUCCUUCCUCAGUCGUUGAUACCAACCGUUGCUUUGACCUUUGUAAUUGCGAUAUACGCGUGGUUCUUAUCUGGCAUGACAUGGCGUACGCUACAAGACAUAGUGAUUGCGAGACGAAGUAAAUCUCACUUGGAAUGACGCAGUCAGUCGACGAAACAGCAAUACAAUACCUUCGCGAACCCAAGAGGUGAUUGGUUGGGCUAAUAGAAAGUGGUCUUGACUGAGAUUAUGAAACAUACGGGGCAAUCUUCUCGAUCUUACAAAUUUCCUGACGGAAGAAACAUGGCAUCGCGACCAAGUAUUCUCACUCUUCCGCUUGAUUUGCAACUUAUGAUAUUGGAUCACCUGUCCUGGAAUGACUAUGUUGCUCUCGCUUUGGCUGGCUACGAUGCCCUCCAAUAUCGACAUGCAAAUCGAUUUCCUCAAAUUACCCGUCUGAGACUACGCAUUAUUCGCUCACCUCCUGCCUUCGGCAGCGACCCCUUAUUAUCAUUACCUAACGAAAUGAUCGAACACAUUGCUGGCUUCAUUGAUAGAAGGACGCUAAUGAGUUGGGUAUUUGCACACUAUCCAACCCUCGCAGCUCGCCAUCUUGUUGCACCAUUGACAACAGCGACUUUGACCCAGCUCAAUCUCUCUUGGGUAAGACGGCGCGAGAACUCUGAAGAAGGCUCCGCUAAACAAGUUGGAAAACAGUUUCAAGAUAACAUUCACUAUUUCUCAAAGUAAACAGCUCUUGAUUUUAGGCCGAAGACCCUCAGUAAAUAGGAAACGGCCAGUCUGUGAUAGCUUCUAUGUGAUGAGACAAUGACGAGAGGCAUCGUCAUGGAUUUUGUUCAUCUAUUUUUUCGUGAUGUCAAGUACUUCGAUUAGCAAUCAGUCAUACUGAAUUUAGCAUUGUUGGUGCAUUAACUUUGUUGACUACCGCUGAUCUGCAGGCGAGUGGUGUAUCAAAUCACUUUAAAAGCCGGGCGAGAUUUUCCAAUCGUGAAUGAAGUUGGGCUGACGAAGUAUCUGAACAAAGGCUUCGCUUCAAAUCGUUUCGAGGCAAUAGCACAGCUGUGAGCAAAGAGGACAAAGAUCUUGUAUGACGCUGUCAAACUAAGAAUUCGCUUACGAUGCAGGUUCACAAUGACUUCUCUCCAGACAAUAUCACUUAUUGG